This is a messenger RNA of Bipolaris zeicola 26-R-13, 564 nucleotides long. RefSeq lists its product as uncharacterized. The transcript has a single exon. Bases 1 to 564 code for a protein of 187 amino acids. Lineage: Eukaryota; Fungi; Ascomycota; Dothideomycetes; Pleosporales; Pleosporaceae. The record is from RefSeq and is a predicted model, not a curated record.
AUGCGCAAGCGAGCCAAUGCGCCGUUGCCAGGCGGGCGCUGGCUGCUGCCCUCGACAAGCUGCGCGCGCCGUCUGAGCGAGUCUGUGGUGUCUGUGUGUCUGUCGUCGACGGUGCCUGGGCGAGACAGAACUACACCUUCGUCCGCCUUCCAUACUUUCCCAUACCCACCCACACAAACCCCCACUCACGCCCUUUGUCUCCGCGCUCGCCUGUUUGCCUGCCCUAGUUCCCUCUCUCCCCUUGUUCUCUCAACCUCUCUUACUUAUUCCACCCACACACGCACGCACUCUUCCUCUCCCAAGAGCCAUCCCGGUAGUGGGGCAGAAAGACCCUUAACAAGGAAAACAACACGUGAACUAGGCUUGUCUACGCUCGACCUUCGUUCGCUGCAAAUUCCCUCCCUACGACAAACCCGACCACCGCACCUUUUUCCACCUUUACAUUCCCUCCCUCUUCCUCUCUCUCUCUCUCUUCUCCCUGCACACACACAAACACAUACACGCUCUCUGUGCCCCUCUUUGCCGCACCUCCCUUCUGCCUAUUCCGCCCCAGCAGCCUUUUAA